UCCAGGUUCCUGUGUUUAUUUCUCGACGGGACCGUUGGAAGGCAUUAAAACAACUGCGGUUCACCUCGACUCUCAUAUGCGGUCUCCAAAACCAAGACGACGGUGCUGCAUCUGUCCUACUGAGUGCCAUGGCUAGAAAGACGGACAUCCCCACCUCUUACUAUGGUGAGCCUCGCAAGUUUGACCCAAACUUCAGAGGGCCUGUUCAUAACAGGAGCUGCACUGAUGUGGUAUGCUGUGUUAUCUUCGUCAUUGUCAUCCUCGGCUACAUCGCUCUGGGUACCGUGGCCUGGAUCCACGGCGAUCCCAGGAAGGUCGUCUAUCCAACUGACAGCCACGGUCAGUUCUGUGGCCAGAAGAACUCUCCCAAUGCAAACAAAGCCAUAUUAUUCUACUUCAACAUGUUGAAAUGUGCCAAUCCUGCAGUUUUAAUUAACCUCCAGUGCCCUACAACCCAGCUCUGUGUCUCCAAGUGCCCUGACAGAUUUGCCACUCUCCUGGAUGCGUGGAAUACCAAAAACUGGGAAUAUUACAAGCAAUUCUGCAAGCCGGGCUUCGAGAUUGGCAGUAAGUCAGCUGCAGAAGUCAUACGGAAUGAAGACUGCCCAUCUAUGAUUGUGCCAAGCAGACCUUUCCUUCAGCGGUGCUUCCCUGAUUUCAUUACAAGAAAUGGAACUCUAACUGUAGCCAAUCAGACCAUCUUCAAAGAUGGUGAGAACAACAAGAGAAGUGUCAGCGACCUCAAAGAUGCUGCCAAAGGUAUCGCCAGUCUGCUCAGUGCCAAAGAAGUUGGCAUGAAGAUCUUUGAGGAUUAUGCAAAUUCCUGGUACUGGAUCCUCAUUGGUCUGGUGAUAACCAUGGCAGUCAGUCUGCUCUUUAUCCUUCUGCUGCGCUACACUGCUGGUGGGCUCCUGUGGCUCGUUGUCUAUGGUGUCAUCGCUGCUGUCGGCUACGGUAUCUGGCACUGCUACUGGGAGUACAGUACUCUGACUGGGAAGCCAGGUGCUAAUGUCACCAUCUCUGAUAUCGGCUUUCACACAGACUUCAGCAUUUACCUUCAGCUCAGCCAGACGUGGCUCAUCUUCAUGAUCUCACUGUCAGUGACUGAGGCCAUCAUUGUGAUUAUGCUGAUAUUCCUGAGGACGAGAUUGCGCAUUGCUGUUGCAUUGCUGAAGGAAGGAAGCAAGGCCAUCAGCUACAUCAUGUCCACUCUCUUCUACCCUAUCAUCACCUUUUUUCUUCUGGCCAUCUGCAUCGCUUACUGGGCUGUUACAGCAGUCUUCUUAGCAUCAUCUGGUAAUGCGGUCUACAAGGUCACACCUGCUGAUGAUAAAUGCAUGUAUGCCAACCUCACAUGCAAUCCAAAGACCUUCAGUCAGACCAACAUCACCAAAGUGUGCCCCGGGUCACAAUGCAUGUUUGCCUUCUAUGGUGGGGAGAGUGUGUACCACCGCUACAUCUUAGUCCUCCAUUUGUGUAACCUGUUCGUGUUCCUCUGGCUGGUCAACUUUACCAUUGCCUUGGGCCAGUGUACCCUGGCUGGGGCCUUCGCUUCCUACUAUUGGGCCCUGAAGAAGCCAAACGACAUCCCCGCCUGCCCCCUGUAUUCCUCAUUUAGCAGAGCCAUACGUUAUCACACAGGUUCCCUCGCCUUCGGUUCUCUGAUCAUCGCCAUUGUGCAGAUGGUCCGAAUUGUUCUUGAGUACCUGGAUCACAAACUGAAAGGUUCUCAGAAUGCCUGCGCCCGAUACCUGCUUUGCUGCCUCAAAUGCUGCUUCUGGUGCCUGGAACAUUUCAUCAAGUUUAUUAACAGAAAUGCAUACAUUAUGAUAGCAAUAUAUGGUAAGAAUUUCUGCACCUCUUCCAAGGACGCUUUCUUCCUCUUGAUGAGGAAUGUUAUUCGGGUGGCUGUCCUGGACAAGGUGACAGACUUUCUGCUCUUCUUGGGAAAGGUGCUUAUUUCAGGAAGUGUCGGUGUUCUUGCAUUUUUCUUCUUCACACAUAAGAUACCAGCCAUUCAAGAGGAGGUGCUGUCCCUAAAUUACUACUGGGUUCCCCUUCUGACGGUGAUAUUUGGAUCUUACAUGAUUGCACAUGGCUUUUUUAACGUCUAUGCCAUGUGUGUGGACACAUUGUUCCUGUGCUUUUUGUGGGAUCUGGAGGUAAACGACGGCUCUCCUGACCGGCCCUUCUACAUGAGCAAAACCUUGAAGCGCAUCCUCAACAAGAAGAACAUCCUGAGAAAGAAACAAGAAGACAGGUGAGGGAAGGAGAAAGACCGGAGGUCAUUUACCAGAGCGUGGUACAAGCCCAUGUGGCAAUAAGCAUUUUCCCAAAUGUAAAUUAAGUGUACAAGAGUUGCACCUGUACACUAUAAUGAACAAACUUUAGAUAAGCAGCUCUAAUAAUUUGAUUCACCUGCACACUUAUAAGUUAUGGAUUUGUUAGUUCUUUGGCAUUUUUAUCUUACUCCAGGAGUCUAAAAAAGUCUUAUAUUUUGGAUGGUUUACAAAGUCUUGUACAAAGUUCUUGUAAAUAUAUUUUUUUUAAUUUAUAAUGGAAAUAUUGUUUUGCAGCAGGUUUUUACACAGAAUUCUUCACACAGCCACAUACUAUACAGUAAGUUCCUAUUGGAACAAAUGAUUUCUUUCUUUAUUGAGGUUGUGGCAAACCUCAUCUGUUUUUAUUCUGAUCUCUUGUAGUUGCCAGUUUUCACCACUUAGUGGUGCCAGUCAUUAUUAGAUGUCUUAGGUGUUCUGUGUUCCCAUGCAGUGGUCUAAUGUCAGCUCAUCUGUGUGUUAUUGCCACAGUUUUUAAUCUCAGUGUCUCAUAUUGAGAAAAAUGUUCAGCAACUGUUUUCAUGUUUAACUGUCAAGGACACAAUUCAAAAGCAGUUCAUAAGACUUCAUUCUUAAGGGCCUUUUUCUAAUAAUUGCCACAUUGAGUAUCUAAUUGCAUCUUUAAGCUACAUAGUUUAUUGGAGAUGUUUUUCUAAGAUUUUUGAAGAACUUCUUAAUGGGACAGUCAGCAGCUUUGUCUUUUCCAAAUGUUUGGGGAAAAAACAAAAGGUGAAGUAGAAGGAUUUGUAGAAGCAACAUGUUCUUCUAAGCAGCAAAAAAAAACACAGAACCUAUACCGAUUACUCAAGUGCUGUUUCUCUGCUUUUUAACCUGCUGCUGAUACGGGCCCAUUUGUGACUCAGAGGGCAACGCACGCAACCCAUUACAAUGAUUACAACCAUCACAAUGUGUGUAAUGUGGUGAUUGGCUGCUCUUAAAGUGAUACUUGCCAAAAAUGUAUCUCAUUAGUUUUAGAGCGUCACCUCCCGCAGGUUUGAAACGUGGCUUUUAAACAUGAUUUCCUUUAUUGCAAUACUAAUAAAUUUACAAAUUUAUCAAACAUCCUCAGACACUAUUCAAACCACAGGUCCAGUUAUCUACUGUCCAUCUUUAUGCUCUGAAUGUUUCAACCACUAAAAUCUGCCUAUAUAUGAGACUUUUGCUUUUUUUUUUUUUUUUUUUUUUUUUUAACUCAUGUCACAUGUGACAAAUAACAACAACAGUCCACAAACAUACAACCGACUGCAUGAGCUAUACUAUAUAUUUCAUUGGUUGCUCUUUUAAGUGUUUGCUUAAAUUAGGCAUCAGCAUACGGUUUAGUGACACAACUUGAUGUGAAGUUCAGUUUGCAUGAUUAUAUUUCUCAUGAGCCAGUCAUGUGAAAGAUGCAGUAGUGUGGGUUUGUCUGGUUGAUGGAACAUUUGAUUAGUUGAUGAAAUCCCGUGAGGUGACACUGAAGUUGAUUUUUUUUGUUUGUUAGUUUUUUGUCUUGGAGACAGAAUCUAAUAUAUCCUUGAUGGAUUUCUUUGCAAAAUGAGAUUUGUGCAGUUUGGGUGUUAGCUGAUUGUAAAGCUGCUAACUGAUGAAAUAAACAGGUGACAUAGCUCUUGGCAGAGUCACACACUGUGUCCUCCUAUUCUACAGACGUUAAACCAUUGAUGAGGUUGUCUGUUUUUUGUUUUUGUUUUCCAAAAUGGAUUUAUGCGUCACUUUAAAUGAUAAUAACUUUUAGAUUUUGGAGAUGUGACUCGUGUUUGAGAUUCUUUGUGUCGUGUUUGAUCCUACCCUCACGGUGCCUCAGAGUGACAGCACUGCCAGACUUAAACACUUUCUGCCCCCGAUUGAGCUGAACAUGCUGGGACAUGUACAACGUUAACCAUUCAAUGAAAGCAAAACAACUCUGCUUGUGUAUCUGGAAAGAGAGAAAUGAUGCAUGUAGUGCUCAGUGUGGCAUAUUACGCAUAUGGCAUUUUGUUAUUCCUUUUUUAUAUACUGAAAGUCUACCCGUUGAAUUUUGUAUCUUUUUGUGCAUACAGCUCAGGUCGGGUUUCAUUCCCAUGAGGGCGAAUACCUAAGAUCUGAUAAGUAAAAACUGUGCUGUUUUUUUUUUUUUUUUUUUUUUUUUUUUUUAUAUGCUUCUUCCUCCCUCCCAUGUCUGGAAAUUAGAUUCUUUUGGUCAACCACAGUCAACAAGUACACACAAGUAAAACUGCUCUCUUUGUUAGAAUAGGCGUCAGUUUUCUUGCUGCAAACUCUUAAAAGUCAAACUCUGAAGAUGCAGUGCUCUAGCCUGUCAAUCUUAAGAAAAAUUAGCUAUACUGUAAAAUUGUUUUAUUUAUUGCCUUUGUCAUAUAUUUAUUUAUAAGGUAAAAGUUGCAUGUAUUUUUUUAACAGAAUAUAU
Molecule: messenger RNA, 4740 nt
Organism: Toxotes jaculatrix (banded archerfish)
Lineage: Eukaryota; Metazoa; Chordata; Actinopteri; Toxotidae
Gene: slc44a5b
Product: solute carrier family 44 member 5b
Exons: 22
Coding region: 129-2264 (711 amino acids)
Biological process (GO): transmembrane transport
Cellular component (GO): membrane
Molecular function (GO): transmembrane transporter activity
Source: RefSeq, a predicted model, not a curated record